This is a messenger RNA of Drosophila sulfurigaster albostrigata, 3371 nucleotides long. It is a transcript of the gene CycG, whose product is annotated as cyclin G. The record is from RefSeq and is a predicted model, not a curated record. The coding region runs from base 584 to 2329 and encodes 581 amino acids. NCBI's taxonomy places the organism in Eukaryota, Metazoa, Arthropoda, Insecta, Diptera, Drosophilidae. The transcript is spliced from 6 exons.
UUUGGAAGCAACAAAGUAAAGACCGUUUGGAUUAUAAUAGAGAGAUUGCGCGUUUUAUUUGUAUAUUUCUGUGUGUGUGUUUGCAAUGAAAUUUUUAUAAUUUGAAUUGAAAUUUUUAACUACUUAGCACCUACAUACAACAAAGUCAAAUGAAUAUACUUAACUAAUCAACGAGUAGCCAAGUCAAUAAUAAUAAACAACAAACACAGCUAAAAGAUGUUCAGCUGAUGGGAAAAAACCUACCACUUUUAAACUGGUGUGUGGGAAAAAUCGAUCCACAAACUGUUCGCAAAGGAGAAGAGAAAAUGUUGGCUUAAACAAAAAGAAAGACUUUUGACAACAAACAACAACAAGUUCACUGUGAUACAAUUUGCAGUACAAAUUAGUUAAAUACUUAGUGUAGCCAUUUCUAACAAAAGAACCAAUCGAACAUUACAACAACAACUACACUUAUUUUCAAGUGCAAUAUCAAUAUUUUCGCCAAGAUUCUCAACUUAAACUAAAUUAAAUAUUCAUCUCAACAUUCCUGCGCAACAUAAAAACAACAAAAUGGCUGUAAAAACGUACUAGGCCAGCCCUCACAAUGUCUGUCCCUGUACGCUACUCUGCUGCCGCCGAAUACGCCGUCGUUGAUAGUGGUUUGGAUAAUACUCUAACCCAAGAAGAGCAAUACCACAGACAACAACAGCAACAGCAGCUCCAGCACCAGCAUCAGCAAUAUCAGCAGCAACAGCAAUACGAACAGCAGCAAUACCAGCAACAACAAUACGAACAGGAGCAGCAGGAGAUUCUAUUGUAUUGCCAAUUGCAAGAGCAGCUGGAGGCUGAGGCUGAGGCUCGUGAGGCGGUGCGGCAGCAGCAGCAGCAGUUGAUGCAGCAGAGGUCAUCGAUGUCGUCGUCGUCGGGAAUGCCAGGACUUGAAUUGCCCAUCAACAUCAACAACAACAACAUCAUCAAUAGCAACAUCGCCGCCAGCAACAGCAACAUUAACAACAACAAUAUGGAUGCAGUUAGCAUUAAUGCUAUCCUGGUCGAUGAUGAGCAGCCCUCAACAUCGGCACAGGCUGCAGCAGCGGCGGCGACAGCAAUGUUGGUUGGUGGCAACAACAAAUCGGGCAUUGACCACAACGCAGAGAUGCCAACUGAUUGGAUGAGGAUUGCGAACGAGGGCCGGUAUGGGACACCGGGUGCUGCUGGCUUGGAAUAUCAAAAGUACGAACAACAACAACAGCAGCAACAGCAAUCACUGGAAGCCGAAGCUGGUCCAGCAGCAGCAGCAGCAGCUGAGCCAACAACAGCACUGAAGAAACUUGAGGAUCAAUUGCAUGCACUCACCUCCGAUGAAUUGUAUGAGACCCUGAAGGAGUACGACGCACUGCAGGACAAAUAUCAUACCGUGCUGCUACUGCCCAAGGAGUCGAGGCGUGAGGUGACUGCAGGUGGUCGCGAUGGAUCGGCGUAUGUGCUCCGAUGCCUAAAGAUGUGGUACGAGCUGCCGUCUGAUGUGCUCUUCUCAGCCAUGAGCCUGGUGGAUCGUUUCCUCGAUCGCAUGGCCGUCAAGCCCAAGCAUAUGGCCUGCAUGAGCGUUGCCUCCUUCCAUUUGGCCAUCAAGCAGCUGGACUUGAAGCCCAUUCCUGCCGACGAUCUGGUUACAAUAUCUCAGUGUGGUUGUACCGCUGGCGAUCUGGAGCGAAUGGCCGGCGUGAUUGCCAACAAGCUGGGUGUACAGAUGGGACAUGCACCCAUCACUUCAGUGAGCUACCUGCGCAUCUAUUACGCACUCUUCCGCAAUCUGGCGAAGGAGAUUGGCGGUGAUUUCUUCAAGUUCUAUCAGCAGCUGAUCAAGCUCGAGGAGCUGGAGAAUCGCCUGGAGAUCUUGUUGUGCGAUGUCAAGACAACGGUGAUUACGCCCGCCACAUUGGCGCUAGUUCUCAUCUGUCUGCAUCUCGAUUUCCACAUCAAGGAGUCCUACACCCGCGGCAGCCCUGAGCUCAAGCAUGUCUUUGAGUACAUACUCUUCCUGCAGCAAUACAUGAGGAUUCCCGAUCGCGUUUUCACCUGCGGUUUUAGCAUUGUCUCGGGCAUUCUGUCCCAUUACAACGGUCAGAAUAAGGCGCCCUACAAGCAGCGGCUUGUCUGGAAACUUUCCAGUCGCACGCUGCGCGUCCUGCGCCCGACCAAUCGCUUCUCAUCGGAUUUGCCCACCAUCGAGGAAGGCAUUUCGAAUGCUCUAGACGACGGCCUGCGUUCAAGAACCGAGAGUAUUAGCUCUGAGGAGGAGGAGGAUUGGCCAACUUCACCCAUUAUUCCAAUUUUCGAACAAUGUUAGUAGUACCCAGCAGCAAGUAAGCAGCAUCCAAGCAAAAGCAGCCCCCAAAAGGAAAAACCAACGGACAACAAUUGGCGGGGCCAGAUUUGAUUUGAUUGAACAGCAGCAGCAGCAACAGCAGACAGCAAGCAAGCAAGCAGAAAGCAAACAGCAGCAGCAGGAAUCAUCCAUUUGACACACACACUACACUACACAAGCAAAUCUGUGGCAGCAGCAGCAACAACAGUAACAAUGUUGCAGCAAAACAAAAACAUCAGACAUAUCCACCACGACUCCAAGGGAGUUCAGCAACAACGACAACAGCAACAACAAAUAAGUAACUGCCCCACAAUUUGACAAACAACAAAAGAUCAGAGAUAGAUUUAUUUUGAUAGCGAUAGAGAGAGAGUGUGUGUAAAUGGGUGUGCGUGUGUAUAUUUUGCUAAAGUGCAUCAUAAUUCGUUUAGCAUAUGCAUAAAUAUUAUUUACGCUGGUUCUACCAUUUAAGAAACUAUUGAAAAAUGCGAAGUCAGCCAGCGAUGAUUCCGUUGCACUAGGCGACAUGGAAAAUUCAUUUUUCGAUUUAUUUGCGGCAAGACAAGAAAAAUACGUUAAACAAAAAAACAAAAAACAAAUGAAAAAAAAAUUACAAAAAAAUAUAUAUAAAAUAGAAUGCUGCGGACCAUCAUACAAAAGAUUGAUGUCGUUCCGGACCAUUUUUUGAGAUCAGUGAAUGAAACACGAUUAGAGAGAAUUGAUGACGACCCCCAAAUCACAGGCGUACGGAACGGAACAGCAAUUUUUUGUCGGUAGCGCUUGGAAAAAAAAUUCAAAAAACCACUUAAACAAAUCAAAAAGAAAACAAAAAAAAUAUCUUAAACUAAAUCUUCUAUACCCUCCCAAUUCAAAUUAGUUUAUAUAAUUUUUAUGUUCUCCAUGUUUGUUUUGUAAAACACCUUAAAAAAAAAACUUAUUAAAAAACGAUGGACCCAUGAACACAUAAGCCAGAAAAGUAAAAGGUAAAUGAGAAAAAAAAAAAAAAAAAACCAAAAAAAGUACAAAA